Molecule: messenger RNA, 2547 nt
Organism: Perca fluviatilis (European perch)
Lineage: Eukaryota; Metazoa; Chordata; Actinopteri; Perciformes; Percidae
Gene: cav4b
Exons: 4
Coding region: 1866-2468 (200 amino acids)
Biological process (GO): caveola assembly
Cellular component (GO): caveola
Molecular function (GO): molecular adaptor activity
Source: RefSeq, a predicted model, not a curated record
UCAAUGGGAAACAUACAUGUGUCCAGACAAGGCUAGCAGCAGCAGCGACGCGUCAGACACGUGACUGGUGUGCAAAGACCAAAAAUCCACGUAGCACACCACGCUCACACCACGCAGGCAGUGUGUAACCGGCCUUACUGAAUGCCAGAGUGACUCGCUGAGCAAAUUCAAAUUGUGCUCUCGCGAGAACUCUGCAUUUCCAGGGUAGAUGUUUCGGCCCUCUGGGGGUAAAUCUGAGGGGUCUUAAGACGAUUAACACGUUUGAAAUAAGAUUUUUUGUCUUACUUAUUUUCUCUUACUUUUCUCUCCUCUAAUCUUUGCUUCUUUUAUUACGAAAAACUUAAACAUUUUCUCCUCUUCAUACUUCUAAAAACUCUCCAAAUGAAACAAUCUAAAAAGGGAACAUCAUCAUCUUUUGGUCUGGCUAACCCUAACUGCUCGCAACUCAGAGACAUGCAAUGCAACCUGGGACAAGGCCAAGCAGUCACAAGUAGACAUUUGUUUUUAAGAGUCAUAAGCCAAAAAGGCUGGGAACCUCUGGUUUGGGGAAUGUUAGCUUGACGGUUUAUUCGCCUUAAAACAUAAUUGAUCUUCUGGCACUUACACUGCAAGUGCCAGAAGAUCAAUUAUGGAGGUUUGGAAAAAUAAAUUAUUAGAAAAUAAACAAACUUAGAAGUGGCCUUCCUCCAACAUCCACUUGUUAGAUCUAAACAUACGGUCACACAAACAGGCAAACACAAACAGCCUGCAUCUUCAGACUGGGAAUAUCUUGCCAUGAUCUAAAUAGUAUUUAGGCUACUGAUUUGUUGUUUUGAUGGUAGCUCAUUAAUAACAAACAAUAUAAAACACAAGUUUCAACCAGUAGAUUAUUUCACAUAUUGACUGUUGUGCUAGAUUGGCCUUCCGAUAGAAAAUGAAAAUGAAGGGAAACAGUGCAGAUAUUUCAAGCUUGAAGACAUGCAGGAUGAAGAGAUGAUAAGAGAAAUAGUAAUAAAAGAAAGAGAGGAAGUGACAGGCAGGAUAACAUAAAAAGACAUAUAAAACAUAUAAAACAAACAGACGGAGGCAAGAGGUUUAUGAAAUGAGAGAAAGAGAAGGAGUGAGGGAUGAAGAGCUGAGUGAAAAAGAUGAGACAGAAUCGGAGAGGGACAGAAACUAUGGAGAGACCAAAUCCAGCAGGACCUCAUUGUAAGUUUAUAUAAAGUCCAGUACAGUGACUUACCAUAUCUCUCUCAGUAAAAAAACCCAACAUGUUUUACUUAUUGGUUAUUUUCUGUUGUCAUUUAGCUGCAGUAUGUAUUUUCAUUCGGGGAUCCCCACCCACCACCCUCCCAUGCCACCCUGCCAAAACCUUCUGCCACCCAAUAUAAACAUUUCUAGAUCUGCCACUUCUGUAUUCUGAUUCAUCGCUUUGUAAAAUGUAUCCAUUCAGACUCUGAAUUAACACUGGUUGGCUGUAUUGUUGGUGUGUCUUUGAUUGUUUUAAUUUCUUGUUACGACGGCACCCAAGUGCUGUAACGCGAUCUUUUAGACCCAUCCGCUCCCCCUCCUAAAAUAACUCCUUCCCACAGCCACAUUUAACACACUCACACACACAAGGAAUAAAAGGCACUGUACCACUUUAGCACUCCUGCUGCUCUAAGUCAGUGUCAAACACUGGGUCUAUCUGUGUGUGCGCACGUGUGUGUGUUUGCCUCUCUAUGAGUUCUCAUAAGCCAACUCAGCUCUGAGGGACAUUGUGAUUAAGCGGUUGAAGUGAUCUCAUUGACAUUUCAGAUUAGCACUCUCUACAGGGCUCCCCUGCCUUGUCUCCCUGCAAGGGUCUCUGUCACUGAUAUAGGAUUAAGAUAGCACUUUAAGUGAGGAUGAUGAUGGUCAGCGACGACUGUUUGGUGGAGUGUAAGAUUGAUGAUGAUGACAGUGAUGCGGACAAUGGAGGAGAAGAACAAAUAAACACGCCUCCUCCUCCUCCAGAGUUUGCAUCCAAAGCCGCGACUCCAGUGCCCAAACCUCCGACCCCUCCCACAGCCCCUGCUACGCCUUUGCCCACCUGUCCUGUCAACAGGGACCCUUAUGGCAUCAACCAGCACCUCAAGGUGGAGGUCAGUGACGUUCUGGCAGAGCCCGUUACACCUCGCAGCAUUGACCAAGUGUGGCUUUACAGUGUUGUUGGUUUCGAGAGGGCACGUAUCUGGACGUACCGCUGCCUCUCCUUGCUGCUUGCUGUGCCCUUGGCUCUUCUGUGUGGUAUUUCCCUGGCCAUUCUUGCCUGUCUACAUGUCUGGUUUGUGGUACCUUGCGUACAGCUGAGCAACACCUUCCUUCCAUGCCUGCGCUCCUUGUGUAUGUGUACUGUGAAUACUUUUAUCUCUCCCUUCUGUACGUCUCUUGCUCUCUGCUGCAGUCAAAUCGCCAUUUCACUGUCGAACAAGGACUGGCACCAAAUGAAAGACAAAGAGAAUGUAUGAAUGUGAGACAUAACAAGUGAGUGAGUGAGUGAGUGAGUGAGUGAGUGGGGGUGAGUGAGUGAGUGAGUGAGUGAGUGAG